Moneuplotes crassus is the source of this 4242-nucleotide messenger RNA. NCBI's taxonomy places the organism in Eukaryota, Ciliophora, Spirotrichea, Euplotida, Euplotidae. The record is from the annotation of a GenBank genome assembly.
UUUAUAUUCAUAUUCAAAACAGAUUAAACAUGGAGCAGAAGUCUAAGAAUCUAUUUGGGUCUCUUGCUGGUGACAAUGCUGAGCUCUUUUAUACCUCGCGAGAAGAGGAGGACUCAAAGUCCCAUAAUUUAGGCUCUGAUAUGCAACGGUCAAACUUUAAACAAAAUAGGGGUUCUCAUUUAAGCAAUGUUAACGACUUUAGCAUCUUAAGUUAUAUUAGUGGGGAAGAAAGGAAAACUAUUUCUAGUGAUAAAACUUCCAGUGAUAUACAUGCUUCAAGUAUGAGGAGCUGCAGUCACCCUUCUCCCCAGAUCGGUUUCGAAGAUACAAUAGAAAUUCAAAUGAACGCCAGUAUAGACUGAAGCGAAGAGGAUUGUGGGUAUCAUCCGAUUGUACGCAAAUUACUAAUAAUUGGAGCUAAACAUAUGUCUCAUAAUCAGAAAUAAGCCAGCUGAGGUUAUUGCCUUCUACCCUGACAGUGACAGUGAGGAUGGGAGAAGCUCAUAUCCGAUUUUAAGUGAAGUUAUUUUCCCAAAUGGCAUUUCAGCAAAGCCAUUUGAUAAUAAAACAGAUGAGGAGAAAUUGUAUUCCUCUCAAUUUUUCUAUAUGAUACUAACGAAUACGAACUCCUCGAGGACUUACUGAAGUUUCUUGUUAUUUAAGGAGCUAGUUCUGAUCGAUGGAGGCACUCCAGUGAUCGUCCCCAAGGCAAUCUGCUUGAUGGGGGAUGAAUGAAUGUUCAGAACUCACAGACAAUUCUUGAAUUUAAUAUUCAAAAAUGUGAUCAUCAAGAACAACAUGAGGUCAUUAGAGACUGUAGCUGAUGAUCCUAUGAACUAUAUUCUCAGUGUAGCCAUGUCAGUUCAGAUUGACUUAAAGGAGAACUUCCACUGAUAUCUAAAAGAACAACUUGAGUAUUACAUCAGCUUGAUGUUUUACCACUUAAAUUUACCCCGAAAUUUACAAAAUUUGGAACUGAAAAACUCAGAUAAUUACUCUAUUCGGUAUCAAAAUAUUCUUGGCUCAGAAGGAUUGUUCAUUCCAGAGAAUUUCUCAUAUGAGUAUUUGUUACUAAAAGUCCGGCCUUAUAGGAUUCUUGAGCUCAUUGUAGCAAUCAUGCAUGAGAGGCCAGUCUUCAUAAUUGAUGACAAUAUCGCAGAGAUGGCAAUUGUGAUGAAAUCCCUCGUCUCACUUAUUAAGCCGAUGAGCUGGGUAGGACCCAUCGUACCUUGCAUUAUAGAGUCAAUGAGUGGGAUCAUAGGCAACCCUGUUGGUUCUCUGACUGGAAUUCAUUCUAAAAUUUGGAAGGAAAAAUGCGAGGAAAAUGAAGGCCUUAUAUGCGAUUAUGCUUACAUUUUAUUCCUUAACGAAGAUAGCAACAUAUGUAAAAAUAAGUUAUGUGAUAUCCCCGCAGAAGAGGUUCUGAGGAAAUUUCUCAAGAUUUUUAGAGACUACCUGGAAACCCCAAUGGAUGAAAAUUGUAAACUUCGAACCCAGUGAGAUCUCAUGCUGAAGAAGAUUGGCCUCAAGAGAAAGCCAAAACAUGAGGACUAUAUGGUGUAUACUCAGCUAAAAAUAGACUUUGAGUUCUUCUUUAAAGUAUUUCUCAGGCUCUUUUCCAAAAUUCCAAAAUUUUUCAACUACGAUGUUGACCCUAUUGAUUACAUGGAGAGAAAGGAAACCCGACCUGUGUUUGAUAAAGACAAAUUCUUAGAAAGUGUUGAACCUGAACACUAUGAAUUCGUUAAAGGGUGUGUUAAAACCCAACUUUUCGAGUGCUUCAUUGAUAAAGCAUUCAAAAUGCAUCAUAACCUUUUAGAAGAAAAUGAGAAAGAUUAUGAGAAAGUAGGGUACUUCUUCAAAUGCUGCGAGGUAUGGAACACUUCAUCCUCUCAAGACCUGAGGAACUAUAUGAAUAAGCACUUUCGGGCUGCGCUUCGCAACUAUUAUAAUAACAAAAAUACUGCUGAUAUAGAGAAAUUUUCUAGUAUGUAUAUUGAGAAGUUUGAGAGUUAUUUUCAAGAGAAACUUACUCCCACAAAUUAUUUGAUCCAGCAGACUGUGAUAAAUGGCGAAAAACAACUGUCACUUAUUGAGGACAUCAAUCUCAGACUGGUCAUGAAACACCUCCCUCGAGCCUUUGAGGAUGAAGAUUACCAAGCAGAUGAAUGACAAGAAGAUACUACUGAUUCUAAAAAUAUACAGAAAAAGUAUUUGGAUAAGUAUAAUUUUAAUGAUUUUGGUCAUUUGUUGGGUAUUGAAGCCACACCUAAACUCAGAUUAGCUCAAUCCCAAAGCUCAAGGAACAUAGAAGUCAGAGCUAGUGAACAAGAAGGAGUUAAUCUGUUUACCAAACCUAAGAAAUACAAUGCUGAUGAGAAAAGAGCAGCCUUUAGGAAUAAAAGACAAGGGAAAACACAAUAUUUACCCACUAAAAUUCUUGGAACAGACUUUACUGAGGAAACAAAGCCCAGUGUCGGUGACAUUGAUGAAGACAUUAAAGGAGAGAUUCUGAUUGAAACAGCUUCAGAUAACCUAUCUCUUGAGAAAGAAAAUACUGAAAUUUAUACUCGAGAGGACCAAUUAAAGUCUUUCAGACAGCCUCAGGACCUUGGAAAUAUCAGCAGUUUUAGAGGAGGAAAUAUUGGGCCAAGGACUUCUCCAAGGAUCUCCUUCAAGAAUAUCCAAACAAGCGCUAAGGUAGAUAACACUGCUCUUCGAAAGAAUAGGAUAAAUCAGGAAUAUAAGAAGAAUUUGAUUUAUGCACCGCUCAAGAAGAACAAGAGCUACAACCAAACUGGUAACACCUCAUACAGAACCAGUAGAACUGGACCUGGUUGCUCCUUGCUUGAAGACUCCUCUCCUUGUGACGCUAGCCAGAACAUGAGGAUCGUAAACCAAGAAAGUUGUAGCUCCAAGAAAUUCUUAGAAGGAAUUGACUCUAACAGAAGAAAAGAUGAGAAACUAAAUGUCUUGAAGGAGAAACCUCACUUUAACUCUCCCCAAUUAGAGGUGAAUUAUCCUAGAUCUGACCAAAAAUUUAACUAUAAUGACUCCGAAAUGAACGUGGAGGUCAAUUCGGACAAAAAGAAGAUACCUCUAGAGUCCAAGCCAAGGCUUAAGAGAGGUCUCACAGUGAAAUUUGAAGAUAAUGAACGCAUGAAGAGCUUUGGUACCAAGAAAAAGGAGGCUCCAAAGGGUCAACUUAGGGAGAAACUUAUUCCUAAAAGGAAUUACCGAGUCAGUGUCCCUUCUAAUAAUAACAGUAUCGGGAAAUCAAAGAGGAAUAAUAGUUCAAGGAAGAAACCUUCUGUCAUCCCAUUGAGCAAGGCCAAGUCAACAAGAGUCUCAAAAGGUCGAGAUAAAUCAAAAUCUUAUGGAGGGGAUAAACUUGCUUUUAAUAAUGGGCCUAGAAAUCCGAAAUUAUUCGAGGAUCAGAACCCUUAUUCAAUGUUUGAGGAAACAAGGAAGAAUAAUCCUUGCACUAGUAUAUCAGAUAAGAAAUCCAAGACAAGAAACAAGAUUAGGAGGUACACUUCUGGGUCUAUGACUUCCAAAGGGACAGUGAACUGAUCAACAUUUGUAAAAGCCUCUUUUGUAGCAAUCCAGGCGAAGCCUGAUCCUACUCGAGAGGGUAGAAUCUUUAAGAAAAAGCAUCAGAUUCCAAAGACCCCUAUAACUGUAAAGACAAGCCAAGUAUCUUCUCAGACAAAGCUUGCGGGGCCUGGGCCUCCAAAUCUUACUAGAAGGAAGAUAGAUUCCACAGGGCUUUUAAAGAAGUGUAAAAGCCAUAUUGGAGAGAACGAGUUUGACACAGUGAUUAUAGAAGAGGAAUAUCAUACAGGAUCUCGCAAAACUUCCCCUUUAAAGAUAUUCAAGCCCACAAGGAUAGUCUUAGGAAAUGAUACGGAAAAAUAACAACUUAAAAAUAAAGAAAGGACCUAGAUUGAUAACAGAAAGAAAUAACAUUGUUGAAAUUGAAGGAGAAAAAGGCUUUAAUCCAGCCUCAAACUCCAGAAAAUCUAAGGAUGACGGCUGGAAUUACGUUGUAGAGAAAACCAAUCCGGAUAGGGGUCUCACAACGGGAAAAUCAACCAAUGUCAAAACUGAAGAGGAGGAAGUAUUCGAUGAUGGUGAGUCAGAUCUCUCCAAUGAAUGAGAUUUCCUAUACUCGAAAGUUGAAGAAAAUAGAUUCACUGUUCGAUCAGAAGAUUUUAUUGUAUAAUUAGACUAAUUUCAACA